AUGGCGACGAGUGACGAGUUAGGGCCCUUGGCGCAAUUAUGCCAUCGGACAACCGGGUUCAAGGACACAGCCGGGGUGAAGGACGCAGCCGGCAAAGGGAUCAACUUGACCCUGUAUGAUGGCAAGUUGUUUACCCCGCACGGAGUCGAAUAUUUGGACAAAGUCAAGUCGGUGAAGAUACGGCCCGACGAUAUCAUCCUUUCCGGAUAUGUGAAAACGGGCUGCCAUUGGGUCUGGGAAACCCUGGGGAUGAUACUCAAAGGCAAGGGAGAGUACUCACCAUUCUGUAAACAGAUUGCCUACCUGGAGAUGGCCGCCCCUGAGCUCUACGACAACUUGGACUCUCCGCGCAUCCUCAACACGCACCACGAAUAUGAUUAUCUCCCUGAUGAGGUCAAGGAGAAGAAAACAAAGAUCGUGCUGACAACAAGGAACCCCAAAGAUACAGCGGUGUCCCUGUACAACCAUCAGAUCAACCUGUACGAGGUGUACAACUACGACGGCCAGUUCCAAGACUGGUUCCCCCUGUUCCUGGACGGCAAAGUUGAUAACGGAAGCUUCUUUGAUUACUACGUGUCAUGGGAGAGAGCCAUCAAUGAACAUCCUGAUCAUCCCAUUCUUGUGGUGAAAUACGAGGACAUGAAGAAGGAUCUAAAAUCGACAAUCAGAAAGUUGGCAGACUUUGUCAACGUGACCCUGUCCAACGACCAAGUGGAUGAGAUUGCCAAGAAGGCCGAGUUCAGCUCCAUGAAGCAGAAGUUCAAGGGACUUUCCACAGAAAAACUCAUCAGAAAAGGUGAAGUUGGUGACUGGAAGACAACUGGCUGA
This is a messenger RNA of Candidula unifasciata, 828 nucleotides long. The record is from the annotation of a GenBank genome assembly. NCBI's taxonomy places the organism in Eukaryota, Metazoa, Mollusca, Gastropoda, Stylommatophora, Geomitridae.